Molecule: messenger RNA, 1400 nt
Organism: Cuscuta europaea
Lineage: Eukaryota; Viridiplantae; Streptophyta; Magnoliopsida; Solanales; Convolvulaceae
Source: the annotation of a GenBank genome assembly
GGUAACUUUGAUCUGGUCGGAAACAAUUUCCCGGUCUUCUUUAUUCGGGAUGGGAUGAAGUUCCCGGACAUGGUUCAUGCACUAAAACCAAACCCCAAGUCUCACAUACAGGAGAACUGGAGGAUCCUUGAUUUCUUCUCCCACCACCCUGAGAGUCUGCAUAUGUUCACCUUCCUCUUUGAUGAUUUGGGUGUCCCGCAAGAUUACAGGCACAUGGAAGGUUCCGGGGUGAAUACCUACACCCUGAUCAACAGGGGAGGGAAAGCACACUAUGUGAAGUUUCACUGGAAACCAACUUGUGGUGUGAAAUGUCUUUUGGAGGAAGAAUGUGUUAAGGUUGGGGGCGCUAAUCACAGCCAUGCGACCCAGGAUCUCUAUGGCUCAAUUGCAGCCGAAAACUACCCAGAGUGGAAACUCUUUAUCCAAACUAUGGAUCCAGAUCACGAAGACAGGUUUGACUUUGACCCGCUUGAUGUGACCAAGACAUGGCCAGAGGACAUAUUGCCAUUGCAGCCAGUGGGGCGUUUGGUUUUGAAUAAGAACAUUGACAACUUCUUUGCAGAAAACGAGCAGCUUGCGUUCUGCCCUGCCAUUGUGGUUCCUGGCAUCUAUUACUCUGAUGAUAAGAUGCUCCAGACACGGAUUUUCUCGUAUUCUGAUACCCAACGGUACCGCCUUGGCCCAAACUAUCUCCAGCUUCCUGUAAAUGCUCCCAAGUGUGCUCAUCACAACAACCACCAUGAUGGUUUUAUGAAUUUCAUGCAUCGGGAUGAGGAAGUAAAUUAUUUCCCAUCGCGGUAUGAUGCUUGUCGGCACGCUGAACAGUACCCUAUUCCUCCACGUGUGCUGACCGGAAAGCGUGAGAAGUGCAUAAUUGACAAGGAAAACAACUUCAAGCAACCAGGAGAGAGAUACAGAUCAUGGACACCAGAUAGGAAAGAAAGAUUUAUUCGGCGAUGGGUUGAGGCAUUGUCUGACCCACGAGUCACCCAUGAAGUGCGCAGUAUUUGGAUUUCAUACUGGACUCAGACGGACAAGUCUCUUGGUGAGAAGGUAGCUUCGCAUCUCAACGUAAGGCCAACCAUGUGAUUGUCCAAAAAACAAAAGUCAGUUUCUGUUGCUUGCUUACAAUGAUGAUAUGAUAUAUAAUUACCUCCCUGCACGGCUGCACGUAGAACGGAAUAAUUUGCCAUUUGGUGUUGUAUUUUGUACGUAGCCAACAAAUCCUAUGUAACUUAUUAUGUCUCUGACAUCAAUUGUGCUGGAUUGCUGGAAAUUUCUGUCUUUAAUUGUUGUCUCCUGAUCCUGAAGGAUCUUCUUAUCUCUUACCUACGUUCUGGUGGUUUAAGGUAACGUUUGACACGUGAUUGAAAGCUCAAAAUUCAAUUCUUCUUCCCAAC